AUGUGCCGCACCGUAGCCACCUUGUUCACGCCCCCGACAGAUCUACUAGCAGUCCUGCCACCGUCUGAGCUGUGUUUCAGCUUUCCAGCCAGCAAGGCGGCCGCGAUUGAAGCCCCGACCAAGCAGGAAGCUGUUCAACGGACGAGUCUCAAGUUCGUGUUGAGCGCCGAGGGCAUUCGCUUCACGGACUUGGCGUUCGUCGAAGAGGUCACCAAGCGAGUCGCGGAACUGAAGAGAUCGGCUGCAGCUGCCGAAUCGAAGAGCAACAACACGCUCCUGGCGCAGAGGACGCUCAAGUUCAGAAGAAUUGAGUAG
Messenger RNA from Phytophthora sojae, 315 nucleotides. RefSeq lists its product as hypothetical. The coding region runs from base 1 to 315 and encodes 104 amino acids. The record is from RefSeq and is a predicted model, not a curated record. NCBI's taxonomy places the organism in Eukaryota, Oomycota, Peronosporomycetes, Peronosporales, Peronosporaceae. The transcript has a single exon.